ACUCGUCGGUGGGUCACCACUGCUAGUUUGACGCACGUGCUUAAAAAAAUGCAAUACAAUUUUGCAUCGGUAUUCCGCACGUAUCUUAUGAAAUGUUUCGAGGCGGUGAUAUGCUUAACACAUUUGCACAGGAUUACCAAAGUGUUUAUCUAAAUGUGCUGGGUCAGAAUUAUUACGGAGCUAGCGCGGCAUCGCAGUCUCAAUCAAUCACUGUACUGCUUUUCAAAACCAAAACUCGAUCGAUCGGAUUGCGCUUCCUUAUAAAAUAUCUCAACCAAUUCCCAAGUAAUUUUCAGGAUAAGGCGAAUGUAUGGUUGACUGUUCUAAUUAGAACCUGUAAUUCAAAAGAAAUAAGUUUGUAUGGCGAACUAAUCUUUGAAGCUUUGGAAUUACUUGUUAUUCAAAUUCAAGUAGCACCUGAAAUUUCAAAAUGGUUUGGAUCAACUUGUAUAGGAAAGAUUUAUGAAAGUUUAUGGCUUUUGGAAAAACAUACAACUACUUGCUGUAAGAUUUCAGCAUUAAAAGCCGUAAAACAAUGUUUAAAAUAUUACCCUGGACCUAGUAAGUCGGGAAAGCUUCUAGUCUUGCGAUACCUUCAAACAUUAGUUGAUUGCUGUAACCCAGAAGUGGUUCAUGAAAGUGGUAAUUGCUGGUUGCUAUUACAACAAAUACGCGGUAAUUUUAACAACGUUGGAUGUAACACCGAUAAGUGUCAAUGGGAAGAUUUACAAAUAGGUUUAUUGGGCAGUAUUAAUGACCUAUUAAACGAAGUAUUUCCCAAUAAUAAAGAUGAUAAGGUCGCUACAAAAGACAGAUUGGAAUGUUUUACUUUGGUAUUAGAUGAAGAUCCAAUUAAAAGAUCAACUCAAGUAUGCAGGCGCUUCUGCAAUCUCAUAGAUUUCCUUAAGAUUGCUCUAAGCCAGCCAUAUUCUUCAACAAAAUUAAUAUAUCCAAAAAAAAUCAUAAAUCUUAUUCAACAUGGACUAGGAUCAAGCUAUGCAAAUUGUGUAAACUAUGAAAAUAUGGAUGGUAUGUGUUUUGGAAACCUUAUACCUCAAAUGCAUACUAAAUUAUUCGAACUACUGGAAGUUUUGAUUAACAUCUGCCACACUCAUCUUAGAAUGCAUUUUCGAUUAAUAUCAAGUAUUUUAUUGGACUCCUUGAAAAAAACGAAAUGGUCAACACCGGAAGGAUUUCCAAUCCAGUUAAUUAACUUACGCAUACAGAUAUACAAAGUAACAACUUCUUGGCUUUCUACUUUUGCUGAAGGAAGCGGAUGCGAUUUAAUAGCAGAAUAUUUUGUUAAUGAUCUAUUGGAAGAUAUAAUAAUACGUCGAACAGAUAUUUAUUUGCUGUCCAUAUUUCAACAAAAAAAUUCCCCCAAAAGAAAAUGUAAAAAGAACAAUCACAUAAUAUCGGAGCCAUAUUUUGAAAGCGGAUCUAUUAUGAAUAAAAACAAAGGUUCUCUUUGUAAGCAAGCCUUACAAUGCAUUCAAAAAGUUCUUGAGGCAGUUGGUUUUCUAUUAAAGCCGCAACUUUUAAAGGUUAUCUUAACUAAUUUAUUGGAAAUUAGUGUUCAAAUAUUUGAGAAUAGUAUGAGAAUACAAAAUCCUUACAAGGAGUGGGACUGCCGCCUUGAGCUAUACAAGACAUUAUUUAUCUUCUUUAAAUUGAGGAAUAUUCCCUGCCAUGUUCCGGCGGACAUCAUUUUGUACGUACUUCAAGAAUCUUUAAAAAAGGAUCCAAGCUCUGAUUUACGCGUUAGCUAUAAAUCAUUGAUCGCUUCAGUUGAAAAAACAGUACACCCUCAGAGAGAAAACAUUAAUUUGAAGGUGGAUACACAAGACAGUAUACAACAUUAUUCAAAAUUUGUUUAUGAAAAUCCAAUAAACACUCAACAAAAUAAGGACACUUAUGCAAAUAUCCAAAUAAAUAAAUCAGAAAAUAAUCUUACGUCCCUUCAGAUUCAAGAAAAUAAUGAUGAAACUGCAGACAAUACGCAUGGUGAAAAUGAAAACAAUACGAAUAAUGCAGCAUUCAAUGACAUUUUACCAACUACCCAUGAUGACGGUAAAAUAAUAAAAGUGUGUUCAAAAUCGUUUGCAGACGAUUUUCAUCAGGACAAUAAUGCGGACCGCAUUGCAAAUGAUGUGAAGCUCAAUAAAUACCAUGAUGAUGAUGAUUUUAUUGCUGAGUUAAAGAACGCUUUUGUUGAUGAAUUUAAAUAAAAAAAAAAA
Molecule: messenger RNA, 2237 nt
Organism: Drosophila virilis
Lineage: Eukaryota; Metazoa; Arthropoda; Insecta; Diptera; Drosophilidae
Product: proline-, glutamic acid- and leucine-rich protein 1
Biological process (GO): rRNA processing
Cellular component (GO): nucleus
Source: RefSeq, a predicted model, not a curated record